This is a messenger RNA of Capra hircus (goat), 1914 nucleotides long. RefSeq names its product chromosome 4 C7orf49 homolog (gene CYREN). Gene Ontology annotation, biological process: double-strand break repair via nonhomologous end joining; negative regulation of double-strand break repair via nonhomologous end joining. The record is from RefSeq and is a predicted model, not a curated record. Gene Ontology annotation, cellular component: nucleus; cytoplasm. The transcript has 4 exons. Lineage: Eukaryota; Metazoa; Chordata; Mammalia; Artiodactyla; Bovidae. Bases 691 to 1152 code for a protein of 153 amino acids.
UGAUUCCAUCUUGUGCUUCUUCCAGCCCAGCGUUUCUCAUGAUGCACUCUGCAUAAGCGGCCGGGUAAUCAAACGUGACCUGGGGGGGAUGACGGUGGAUGAGAAUCAGGUGUGGAGGGUGGGCGGACUCCAGCUAAUCCAGUAUUAGCUGUAUUCUCGGUAAAAACGGACAAUGUGGAGAUGCACGCGGAAGUCCAAAAGGCAGGGCGUUGCUGAGGAGAGUUCAGAUCCCUCUCUGAAUUUGGUCAAGGAGAGACUUGGUCAGGACCCGGGUCAGCGGAGGCCGGAGUGCCCCACUACACCUUUAUCCGGCGAGUCCUGCUCCAACGCCGAGGGCGCAGACCACGCGGCCCGCCGGCAGGGGGCGCGCCAGGUCCGCCACGCCGGCGGGCGCCCGGGAUCCGGAAGUGCGGGAACGUAGGGGAGCGGGGGCCGGGCCGCGGGGCUCCCUGCUCCCGACCACCGUUCGGAUCCGCCUCCCGGGCCCUCCCCGGAAGCCAGGGAGGCGCGCGGGCCCCGAGGUAGGAAGCCCGGCCGGAGGAGUACCGGGAACGCGGGCGGUAAUUAAAGAUGGACUCCUGUUGAUGACAAAUGGACCUACAGUUCCUGCUGUGAGAUGAGAGAGUGGGAUUCGCUGUCCUGAAGUCGCUAAGCUUGGACCCUAGUUCCUCUUCAUGAGAGACUAAAGAGAUGGAAGCCUUAAAGUCUGAGAAUAAAAAGAGGGUGCUGCCCACAUGGAUGACAGCCCAGGUGGCUGAAAAGAGGGCGGUGCAGGUGAAGACCCCCAAGAGGAGACCAGCCACGGUGCCAGCAGCUGCAGCCAGAUUUCCUGCCGUGAGGACUGUGUACUGCAUGAAUGAAGCCGAAAUUGUCGACGUUGCUCUGGGGAUCCUCAUUGAGGAGGACCGAAAACAGGAAAAGCCGUUGGAGCCGCCACCUCUGGCAGGCGCUGAUAAGCCAGAGCGCUCCCCGGCCAGCCCAGCGCCGCCGUCCCCAAGUCCCCGCUGGAGCCGAAGCGAGGACAGUGAGGAAGAGGACUGUGGGGCAGACGGCCCUGCCCUGGGGCCCUCGGGUUCUGGCGCGGCCUGCAGCAGAAGCCUCGAGGAAGACCAGGACGAGCUAAAAUACGUCAGGGAGAUCUUUUUCAGCUGAGGGACACACUUCCAGGACCUUCUGCCCAGAGUGGCUGAAGGAGGCUGGGCUUCCUCUCUCAGCCCAAGCGCUGCCCUCAGACUGUGACAGCUUCUGCUCCCAGCGUCAAGCCUCCCUGGGCUGGGUGGAUUCACCGGGGGAGGUGAGGAGUCAGUGAGCUCCCCCCAGAAUUCCUGCUCUAUGCUCUCCCUGCUCAGGGGCCUAGGAGCUCAACACUGUCUUAUUCAGGUACCUGGUUCCAGGGAAAUGAGAUCAUGGGGGUCAAACUUACUGAAACUGGAGAGUCAGCCUAAUAAUUUUCAAGGAAAAACCAGUAUGGCUGCUAAGUACACUGCAGUUCCUAUGGUUUGGCCACCUGAAGGAAGAAGCCUGUUUUUAAAAUCACUUCCGUCACGUGUCAGUUGGUCAGUGAGCCCUUGUUGGUCCAACCCUGAACAAGACACCUUCCCCCAGGGCUGGCCUCCCCACUGAGAACCUGCCUGCCGUUCCAUGUACAGAUUGGGAGGCCUCCCGACCAACCAGACAGCCCUCCUCCCCUCGGCCGCCACCUUCUGCCACCUUUCUAGGCCUCAGCCCCUGGGCAGUUAGAAAGUAAGAGUGGGAUAGGAGCCCAGAAGAGACACAGAGGACAAGACAUCACACCGGAGUCCGUGUUUCUGCCUCUAUUCAGUGUGGCUUUGCACAGGCGUGGGAUGAGGCGAUCACGUGCUGUACAGAUUGUCAGUGUAACAGAUGCUGAAGAAUACACACAGUGCCCCCGUG